Messenger RNA from Ramularia collo-cygni, 900 nucleotides. RefSeq names its product related to C.carbonum toxD protein. NCBI's taxonomy places the organism in Eukaryota, Fungi, Ascomycota, Dothideomycetes, Mycosphaerellales, Mycosphaerellaceae. Bases 1 to 900 code for a protein of 299 amino acids. The transcript has 2 exons. Gene Ontology annotation, molecular function: oxidoreductase activity, acting on NAD(P)H. The record is from RefSeq and is a predicted model, not a curated record.
AUGUCACCGACACCUGGGGCCACGGCAGGUUGCGAUUUCUCCGGCGAUGUGGUGCAACUCGGCGAGGAUGUCUCCGACGAUACUCUGAGCCUGGGAACCAAGGUGUGUGGCUGCGUGUUUGGUAACAACCCAGAGUUCAGAGACAAUGGCGCCUUUGCAGAAUACGUCGCGGUCCCGUCGAAGUUCCUUCUUCGCAUUCCCGACAGCAUGAGCUAUCAAAGUGCAGCCACGCUCGGAAUUGGAUUGUCGACCGUGGGCUUGGCGCUGUAUCAUGGCUUGGGCCUCGAAAGUAGACCGUCCGCGCCUUCUGCCAAGAGUCACCCUGUACUGGUAUCUGGAGGAGGGACGGCGACUGGAUCGUUGGCAAUUCAAGUGCUCAAACUGGCUGGGCUCGAGCCCGUCACCACAUGCUCGUCUGGAAGCGUUGAACGUCUCCAGCGUCUUGGAGCUGUGGCAACCUUCGACUAUCGGUCUCCAACUUGCGGCAAUGACAUUCGGGAAUACACCGACAACAAGCUUGUCUUCGCUCUCGAUUGUCAAGCUGACAUGGGGUCAAUGGCAAUCUGCUACAACGCGAUAGGGUCGAGCGGAGGGCGAUACAUGGCGUUGAACCCAUUUCCACUCCGUGGGCAUCGUCGACGGAGUGUCCGACCCGAUUGGGUCUUCAUGUUCACCCAGUUCUCGCAGCCUAUUACGUGGAAGCGACCGUAUCGCCGCGAACCGCAACUGGAGGACAGGGAGUUUGCAGAGAAGUGGUAUGUAGAGCUGCAACGGAUGUUGGAGCGGCUCGAGCCCGUGCCGUAUCGUGAGAGGGUCGGCGGGCUGGCGGCUGUCAUGGAAGGAGUGGAGUCUGUCGGGAAGGGUGAGGUGGCAGGCUGUAAGCUAGUGUACCGCGUUUGA